CUGAAUUGAAUAGCUGAAUUGUGUUGAAAUGAUCUGGUGGAUAUAUCUAAUGUUCCACAUCUGCAUGCAGAUUAUGCAUGCGGAGCACCAAGCGUUUCGAAUUCCGCGCAAUCGAAGUUUGGCCAUAGAAGCUAUUGAUGCACCAUCAAAAGAUGGUUCAGGCUCAAACGAAUUUAAACUCAAAGGAAAUCAAAGUGCUUUGCGGUUGUAUGCCGAUUGGGGCUACACCAUGGACUCCAAGAAACCCCUGAAGCAGCAGUGCCGCUCAACGGGCUACCAAAAUGCAUUUUCUUGGUUGGCUGUUAAGAACAGAAACCGGGUGAUCGAAGAGCCUCGCCGUUUUUUAAAGGAUCUGCGUAGUGAUAUGUACAAAAAAGCGGAUGCUGAGAAAUGCCAUCAGCCGGAAAUGCGGAAUGUCCAGGAAUUUCUCGAGUGCCAAGUGCGCAGGCAUAUGCGACUGGAGUUGCACAUUCCCAAGUAUCCCAAUAUUCCAACAUAA
Drosophila santomea is the source of this 499-nucleotide messenger RNA. RefSeq lists its product as uncharacterized. Bases 29 to 499 code for a protein of 156 amino acids. The transcript is spliced from 2 exons. Lineage: Eukaryota; Metazoa; Arthropoda; Insecta; Diptera; Drosophilidae. The record is from RefSeq and is a predicted model, not a curated record.